Molecule: messenger RNA, 890 nt
Organism: Fulmarus glacialis (Northern fulmar)
Lineage: Eukaryota; Metazoa; Chordata; Aves; Procellariiformes; Procellariidae
Product: protein Jade-3-like
Exons: 6
Biological process (GO): regulation of transcription by RNA polymerase II
Cellular component (GO): histone acetyltransferase complex
Source: RefSeq, a predicted model, not a curated record
AUGAAACGCCACAGGCAUCUAAGCACCAGUGACAGUUCAGACAAUGAGAGUCCUUCCACUUCCUUUUCUUCUUGUUCUAAAUACAGGAGCAAGUCAAAAACACCAGCAAAUGAACAAAAGAAACCUGCUGAGGUGUUCCGCAAGGAUCUCAUUAGUGCCAUGAAACUACCAGAUUCUCACCAUGUCAACCCUGAUGAAUAUUAUAUCUUUGCGGACACGUGGAAACAGGAAUGGGAGAAAGGGGUUCAAGUUCCAGCCAGUCCAGAAACUAUUCCACAGCCUUCUCUCAGGGUUGUAGCAGAAAAGGUGAAAGAAGUACUGUAUACACGACCCAGGAAAUACAUCCACUGUUCCAGCCAAGAGCCCACAGAACCAGGUUACAUCAACAUUUUGGAACUGGCAGAAUCUGUGUGUCGCUAUGACUUGGAUGACAUGGACAUCUUUUGGCUUCAGGAGCUAAAUGAAGAGCUUACAGAAAUGGGAUGUGGGCCCCUGGAUGAAAACACAAUGGAAAAGACAAUUGAAGUGCUGGAACGGCACUGUCAUGAGAACAUGAAUCAUGCUAUUGAGACUGAAGAAGGAUUGGGUAUUGAAUAUGAUGAAGACGUCAUCUGUGAUGUGUGCCGGUCCCCUGACAGUGAAGAUGGGAAUGAUAUGGUGUUUUGUGACAAGUGUAAUAUCUGUGUCCAUCAGGCAUGCUAUGGAAUCUUAAAAGUACCCGAAGGGAGCUGGCUGUGUCGCACCUGUGUCCUGGGAAUACAUCCUCAGUGCCUCUUGUGUCCCAAAAGAGGAGGUGCUAUGAAAGCUACCAGGACAGGGACCAAGUGGGCACAUGUGAGCUGUGCUCUCUGGAUUCCAGAGGUAAAACUUAAUUUUUGCCUCUUUCUUUU